Molecule: messenger RNA, 441 nt
Organism: Aphanomyces astaci
Lineage: Eukaryota; Oomycota; Saprolegniomycetes; Saprolegniales; Verrucalvaceae
Exons: 1
Coding region: 1-441 (146 amino acids)
Source: RefSeq, a predicted model, not a curated record
AUGGAACAAGGAAGUCUUCCGUUCACGAGCUUGCUGGCUCGUGUAACGCGGACACGGUCGAUGGAGACCGUAGUGAUCGUGCCAUUGCCUCCGCCUAACCAGUCUGAGAUGGACGAGCUGCGAAUGCAAAGCGUGGAGCGUGCGGCGUCGUCGUCAAGUCAGUUCAAUCAAAUGACCUACGAACAGCUUACUCAGUUUCACGCGCAACAAGACGCCAUGUCGAAACGGUUGGAGGAAGAAUCGAACCGUCAACUGGUUAUGUCCGCGGCAGUGGAGAAAAAUCGCCUGGAGCAAGAGACGGUGCAAGUCGCGUUAUUGAUGCAACAAGAGGACUUAGUCCGUCAACAAGACGAACUUAAGCGGGCCAUGUUAAACCAGGCCAAGGCCACGGCGGAGCAUCAGGAGAUGCUACGACAAGCGUCGGACGCUAUGCGACAGUAG